Molecule: messenger RNA, 1811 nt
Organism: Protopterus annectens (West African lungfish)
Lineage: Eukaryota; Metazoa; Chordata; Ceratodontiformes; Protopteridae
Product: symplekin-like
Exons: 10
Coding region: 107-1489 (460 amino acids)
Cellular component (GO): mRNA cleavage and polyadenylation specificity factor complex
Source: RefSeq, a predicted model, not a curated record
ACUCCACUUGGAUUACCUUCAUGACUCCAUGCCCGAAUCCCUCUAAGGGCCAUGUAAUCAGUCAUUUUAUAUCCUUGGAUACUGAAGUGCAGAGCAAGAUAUCUUGAUGAUGGCCAAACAGAUGGUAUCAGCAGAUGCUGCUCGAGGUGUGGAACAAAUAAAGUUCCCUAAAAGGAAACAGAAAGGAAUGAAAAGAGUUAAACAAGAAAAUGAGUUGAUAAAAAAUCACUUGUCUCCUUUGCCACAGCAGGGUCAGACAUCUUCAGUGGUCACUUGUAUAGAAUCAUCACAGCCUCAGGAAGCCCUACACGCCAAACAAUGUACAGAACCUAUAAAUCUGUCAACAAAGAAGAGAUCUCAUAAAAGAAAUGGACAAGAAAAAAUAUUCCAUUGGAGUGGCACAAAUCAGAAAAUGUCAGAUUCACACAUGGAAAAUUUGAUGUUUGCAGCUGUAGAUAGGAUUAUCCAUUCACUGGAAGAUAUUGCACAUAAUAGAGCAUCCCAGAUUCCUGUAAAGAUCCUGUCUCGCCUGAUUACCCAGCUUGAUAGGAGGAUGAAAGCAGCAGUGAUGGAUUUCAUCCUGGAGGACAUAAAAAAACGUCAUCACUUGGCUUUUGCUUGGAUUUUUCAGGAAUACUCGGUUUAUUUGAACCAGUACCCACUGGGAUCAUUACAGGAUUAUGAGGAGUGCCUUAUUUCACUGCUGUUGGGUUUACAAGCAAAACCUGAUCACAAAGAUAAAUUUUUUUCAAGACUGGUCCUAGAAGCCCCUGUUGUUACAGAUGGUGUGCUAGAAGUAAUCAAACGUUGCUGUGAGGAUGAAACUACAGCAUAUUUAGGUAUGUCUACCUUUCGAGAUCUAAUCUUUUCACGACCAGCAAGGAGGUUUCAGUACCUACAUGUGCUCCUGGAUUUAUGCUGCGGUGAGAAGGUCAUGGUUCGCAGACAGGCUGUGAUGUUUGUAAAGAUGAUGCAUGAGAAGGAUCAUCUGCAAGAGUAUAUUGAGAAGUUUGCACUGAAUUAUCUGCAGUUACUAGUCCUCCCUGUUGCACCUUCCGUGUUGUUUGUUGCAGAUGAGGAUAUAGAGGUUGCUGCUCCUUGGACAGAAGAGACUGUUAAACAGUGUUUGAGUCUAUACCUUGCUCUUCUUCCUCAGAAUCACAAGUUAAUCCACGAACUGGCAUGUGUCUAUGCAUCGGCUGUUAGCGACGUACAGUACAUCGUUCUACACAUUUUACAACAGCCGAUUCGUGAAAUGGGGUUGAAUUCUCCUGAGAUCUCAUUGCUGAUGGAAAACUGCCCAAAAGGAGCAGAAACUCUGGUUAAACACUGCCUCUAUAUCCUGAGCAAUAAAGGAUUCUAUUCUUCGAGAAGAAGCAAGCGGAUGUGUUCAAACAGACACCAAGGCAGAGAUAAGGUAAAGCUCCCCAUCCAUGAGGACCAGACAAAACUCAUCUCUUACCAGCCAGCAUAUACGACUAAGCAAUAAAGGAGAAUAAAACAGGCAAUGAAAUACUGUGCAAAAAAAGAGUUAUGUGCUUUAUAAGAGUGGAGCUGACCCCAGAAAAACUGGUUAACAUAGAAAAGAAUUAAAAAAUAUGUCUUGACAGCAAACUUCAAGUGUAAGCUCCCACAGUAAAAGAGGAAUAGAAUGGUUUGGAAUGCAUCUGUACUAGAAAGGCAGAGGACUGAAUAACAGACAAGUUUAUCACCACUGAUCAGGAAAUACCUGGCAAAUAUGUUUCACCUUUGCUUCCUGAUGCAGGACUGUUUUGUGAUUUUUCAAGCAAAAAAAAAAAAAAAAAAAAUCA